Molecule: messenger RNA, 656 nt
Organism: Dipodomys spectabilis (banner-tailed kangaroo rat)
Lineage: Eukaryota; Metazoa; Chordata; Mammalia; Rodentia; Heteromyidae
Gene: Tstd3
Product: thiosulfate sulfurtransferase like domain containing 3
Exons: 4
Coding region: 75-539 (154 amino acids)
Cellular component (GO): mitochondrion
Molecular function (GO): thiosulfate-cyanide sulfurtransferase activity
Source: RefSeq, a predicted model, not a curated record
AGAGCGGGGACGAGCCGGGAAAGAGCACCCGAGACCCGCAACCUGUCCUUGCGUGGAGAGCACCGGCCAGGACCAUGCGGCCCCAGCUGGGGUUCGGAUCUGCGGUUCUCCGGACGGCGGUGACUGCGCUCUGCGGUUUAAAGUCCAUACAAGGAAGCUGCCAUGUUUGUACUGCUGUUCCUAAGCAUAUCACUUACAAGGAACUAAAAAACCUGUUAACUUCUGGAAACAUUAUGUUAAUUGAUGUUAGGGAGACAUGGGAAAUUCUACAACAUGGUAAAAUCCCUGGGUCUAUUAAUAUACCAUUGAGUGAAGUAGGCCAAGCUCUGGAGAUGAACCCAAGAGAUUUCAAAGAGAAGUAUCAUGAAGUAAAGCCAUCUAAAUCUGACAGUAUCGUGUUUUCUUGUCUAGCUGGAGUGAGAAGCAAAAAGGCUAUGGACACAGCAAUAUCUCUAGGCUUCGGCAGUGCCCAACACUAUGCUGGAGGAUGGAAGGAGUGGGUAACCUAUGAAUUUCCAGAGAAGAAACAAGGACAUUGAACUUUGGAAUACAAGAUGACUUUCCUUGUAUACAUGGAGUGUAAAAUAGGAUCGAGGCAAAAGAACAAUCAAAUCCUGGCGCCAGUGGUUAAGCAUAAGAGCAAUCUGUGUAAGCCA